UCCCUUCCCGAACCACCCCCGGCCCAACCUGCGCGAGCUCUGAAGCGUCCGGCUUUCCAGAGAAGCCAUGUACCGGCUCCUGUCAGCCGUGAGGCUGCAGGCUGCGACCCCCGGGGGCCGGGCCUGGGGCUGCGGGCGGCGUGGGGCCCACCAGCGGGCUGGGCUGCCGCCGCUCGGCAACGGCUGGGUCGGGGGCCUGGGGCUGGGGCUGGGGCUGGGGCUGGGGCUGGCGCUCGGGGUGAAGCUGGCGGGAGGGCUAAGAGGCGCUGCCCCCGCUCAACCCCCGGCGGCCCCCGACCCCGAGGCGUGGCCUCAGGCCGUGCCGCUGCUGGAGCAGUCCCUCGCCCCGCGGUCUCCCCAGACCCCGGCGUCUCCCCAUUCCCAGUGCUUCGCCAGAGCCAUUGAGAGCAGCCGGGACCUGCUGCACAGAAUCAAGGACGAGGUGGGUGCWCCGGGAAUAGUGGUCGGAGUUUCUGUAGAUGGAAAAGAAGUCUGGUCAGAAGGUUUAGGCUAUGCUGAUGUUGAGAACCGGGUGCCAUGUAAACCAGAGACAGUUAUGAGAAUUGCCAGCAUCAGCAAAAGCCUCACCAUGGUUGCUCUUGCCAAAUUGUGGGAAGCAGGGAAACUGGAUCUUGAUGUUCCAGUACAACAUUAUGUUCCUGAAUUCCCAGAAAAAGAAUAUGAAGGUGAAAAGGUUUCUGUCACAACAAGAUUGCUAAUAUCCCACUUAAGUGGAAUUCGUCAUUAUGAAAAGGACAUGAAAAAGGUGAAAGAAGAAAAGGCUUAUAAAGCCUUGAAGAUGAUGAAAGGAACAAUGGCAUCUGAUCAAGAAAAAGAAUUGAAAGAAAAAGGAAGCAAAAGUAAUGAAAAGAAUGACUUUUCUAAAGCUAAAUCAGAACAGGAUAAUGAAUCCAAAUGUCGGAAACAUGGCAAGAAAAAAAAUGAUUUUGAACAAGGUGAAUUAUAUUUGAAAGAAAAGUUCGAAAAUUCAAUUGAAUCUCUAAAAUUAUUUAAAAAUGAUCCUUUGUUCUUUAAACCUGGUAGUCAGUUUUUGUACUCAACUUUUGGCUAUACCCUACUGGCAGCCAUAGUAGAAAGAGCUUCAGGAUAUAAAUAUUUGGACUAUAUGCAGAAAAUAUUCCAUGACUUGGAUAUGCUGACAACUGUGCAGGAAGAAAAUGAGCCAGUGAUUUACAAUAGAGCAAGAUUUUAUGUUUACAAUAAAAAGAGACGUCUUAUCAACACCCCUUACGUGGAUAACUCCUAUAAGUGGGCUGGUGGUGGAUUUCUGUCUACAGUGGGUGACCUUCUGAAAUUUGGGAAUGCAAUGCUGUAUGGUUACCAAGUCGGGCUGUUUAAGAACUCAAAUGAAAAUCUUUUACCUGGCUACCUCAAACCAGAAACAAUGGUUAUGAUUUGGACACCAGUACCUAACACCGAAAUGUCUUGGGAUAAAGAGGGUAAAUAUGCAAUGGCAUGGGGUGUUGUAGAAACAAAACAAACAUAUGGUUCUUGUAGGAAGCAACGCCAUUAUGCUUCACAUACUGGAGGUGCAGUGGGAGCCAGUAGUGUCCUGCUAGUCCUUCCUGAAGAACUGAAUACAGAAGUUAUAAAUAACAAAGUCCCCCCAAGGGGAAUAAUUGUUUCUAUCAUAUGUAACAUGCAGUCUGUUGGCCUCAAUAGCACUGCUUUAAAGAUUGCCYUGGAAUUUGAUAAAGACAGAUCAGAGUGAUACCUUAACAUCACAGGUGCAAAAUAACCUGUUCUUUUUUUUAAUCAUUAAAAUUCCAAAAUAUGAGAUUUUUAUGAAUAAAUUUGUAAUAGACUUCAGUGGAAUGCAGAAAAUUAUGUACUUGUAAUUGCUUAAUUUUGUAACUGUCUUUUAUUAUAGAAUUUGUUCUUUAUACUCAGGGAAGUAACUAUAGUUUCUACUUUUUGAAAAAAGUGUUGACUGUUGAAAUAAAAUAUUCUGAUAAAA
Molecule: messenger RNA, 1978 nt
Organism: Urocitellus parryii (Arctic ground squirrel)
Lineage: Eukaryota; Metazoa; Chordata; Mammalia; Rodentia; Sciuridae
Gene: Lactb
Product: lactamase beta
Biological process (GO): regulation of lipid metabolic process; proteolysis
Cellular component (GO): mitochondrion
Molecular function (GO): peptidase activity
Source: RefSeq, a predicted model, not a curated record